GCAAGGGGAAAAAAAAGAAAAGAAAAUUCUCAUGCCGAUGAAAACCAUCAUUUUAACCUGUUACUCUGGUGGGUUGCCCAGCCCCCUUCCCUCCACAGUCUCCGGCAGCAUCUGAGGGAAAAACCCUUCAGUUCUCCGCUGGGGGGAGCUGCUACUGUUACCAAAGUUAGGUGCCUGGACUGGCUUUUCUAGCUGGGGCUUGUGGUUGCGAGUCUUGCAUUCUUGGGAAGCUGUGCUUGCCCUAUAGUUUGUCUUGCAGCUGGGGAAGUUUCGCUGCUGGCUUUUUCACGCAUCCCCUUGUAAACUGGGUGCACUUGAAGCCGUGGAAGAACAACAUGAGCCAGGAAAUCGAAACUGGUUUCUUGUAAAUUUUUUGAUUAUCUGGAGACCUCUGACUUUAAAAUGGCUACUGCUUCUUUGCGUCAUGGAGUAACUAUUGCUGGCGCUAUCUUGCUAGUGACAGGAACACUAUGUUUCGCUUGGUGGAGUGAUGGUGAGAUGGUGGCCACAUCAAGCAGUGAUGUCAUUCCUCGUGGAGAAGCUGAACCAGUGAUAAGUUCUUCCUCUUCUAAUGCAGUUCUCAGGUCCAUCAGCUUCCUCUGCUGUGGGAUUGGUGGGCUCCUCCUCCUUUUUGGUCUCCUCUGGUCAGCAAAUGCUGGAAUUGUCUCUCAACGCUACCAGUACCAUUUUUCCAGAGACCUUCAUUACUUCACUGUUGAACCCCUUGAAAAACAGAUUUGCAGCACCUGGGAAACCGGCAGUAUUCCUACCUAUGAAGAAGCCUUGAAUUGCCAGCCUGCUGAAAAUGCCCUAGACUGCACACAGUCUCACAGUAUGAAAGAAAACAGGCCACCCUUGUAUCAAGUGGCAGAUGAGAAUGACCUGCGACAAGGCAGUUGUAGACGCAGCUCUUCUGACAGUGCUUUGUUCCGGAAUAUUCUACCAAGGCUAGAGUCAGGAUCUUGGGAUGAUGCGAGCACUGUCUGUGACACCCCACCUCCUAGCUAUGAGAGUAUCAGCUCAUGCAACGGAUGAUCUAAGGAUCGGGUUUAUUGUUGAUUGAGAAUCUUUAGGUUGCUCUUCAGUGCAUUUCACUGCCACCUAUCUUGUUUCUUAAAUGAAUAAAUUCUGGCUAACAGGCAUGGAAAAAGUUAAAUAGCUAUAAAAUAUAUAUUUUGUAAGAGCUGCUUUAUCUUUUGUAGGAGCUGCUGCCUUAUGAUCAGAGAUCAGUCUCAGCAUAGCUUUCUUUAGUGACUGAUGUGUAUACAGUAAGCCUCAUGUAUCUAAAUGCCCUGGAGUCCAUCCAAAGUGCAUGGAUAGUUAACAGCUAUGUGGGACUUUUGUUGACAUGCAGCUAAAGUGUUACAGACCGGCAAGGAUAGAAUACUGUGAAUUUAAGUGACCAGGCUCUGUGUAAAUGGCAUGUGGAAAUUAGAGAGUUCUAAAGUGUUUCUAGUAAAUAAAAUGUUUGUCAAUUGGAAAUUACA
Molecule: messenger RNA, 1487 nt
Organism: Sphaerodactylus townsendi
Lineage: Eukaryota; Metazoa; Chordata; Lepidosauria; Squamata; Sphaerodactylidae
Gene: TMEM61
Product: transmembrane protein 61
Exons: 3
Coding region: 403-1035 (210 amino acids)
Source: RefSeq, a predicted model, not a curated record